This is a messenger RNA of Cyclopterus lumpus (lumpfish), 4287 nucleotides long. RefSeq names its product G protein-coupled receptor 155a (gene gpr155a). The transcript has 15 exons. Gene Ontology annotation, cellular component: membrane. The coding region runs from base 488 to 2932 and encodes 814 amino acids. Gene Ontology annotation, biological process: transmembrane transport; intracellular signal transduction. The record is from RefSeq and is a predicted model, not a curated record. Lineage: Eukaryota; Metazoa; Chordata; Actinopteri; Perciformes; Cyclopteridae.
CUGUUGACAAUCGGAGAUUAUGGAAGCUGCUGGUCGGGAAGUAAACUAGCGUUCAAAAUAUAUGUAACGCGUAGUUUGAAGAGCAGUAUGGGAACAGUUUCGUUGUAGUUUCGACGACACCCUGACUCUCGGUACAACAGUUGAGCUAACGCUAGCUGGCUAAUGCUACUCCUCUUUCCAUGUGACUGACACGCCAGCGUUACACGAGGGGGCACACCACAGUACAGCACGACACAACACGCCGGAAGUGAGUAACUAACCGUAAUACUCACACCGACGUUAAAAUGCUCGUUUUACGGAUCUGACAUAAGUCACGUGAUGUUGUUUCGGUUCACUAACGCAGCUGUCUGUCCGUCGUCGUUGCGCCAACCUGCUCUGUAACGGCUCCUCCUCAUUUUUACACCUUCAGUGUCAUGGCACGGUCCGAGCGCGGACAUUGACAUGACUUUACCCCGGGCAUGACGGGUCACCCUGGAGGGCCAGCGCAAUGGAGGCACCGGAUAGAGCCAGCAACUUAAACGUUUCCCAUGAGUGGGGGGCAGACAUGGACUCCUCGCCCAGCAUGUCUAUUGACAAGCUCCUGCCGGCUCUGCUGGAGUGCUUCGGGAUCAUAUUAUGUGGGUACAUCGCAGGGAGGGCGAACAUCAUCACGCCCACGCAGGCCAAAGGAUUGGGGAGUUUUGUGUCCAAGUUUGCCCUCCCAGCGCUGCUGUUCAAGAAUAUGGUACUGCUGGACUUUGGUAAUGUCAUCUGGCCAUUCCUGUGGAGCAUCCUCAUUGCCAAAGUGACUGUGUUUGUCCUCGUCUGCGUCCUCACGCUGAUAGUUGCCAGUCCUGAUGGCCGCUAUAGUAAGGCUGGGCUUUUCUCAAUAUUUGCCACCCAAAGCAAUGACUUUGCCUUGGGAUAUCCCAUUGUUGAGGCCUUAUACCAGAGCACAUACCCAGAGUACCUCCAGUACAUCUACCUGGUUGCACCUGUGUCCCUGAUGCUUCUCAAUCCCAUUGGCUUUGCCUUCUGCGAGAUCCAGAAGUGGAAGAAUGGGUCAAAUCACCAGCAGAGAAAACUCUUGAUUGUGGGAAUCGUAGUCUUACAGGUGCUGAAGAACCCUAUCGUGUUCAUGGUUGUCAUCGGCAUCAUCGCCCACUUUGCCCUGCACCGGACAAUUCCUCCCUUCAUGGCUGCAUUUGUGGAUGGCUUGGCCAACUCUUUUGGGGGAGCAGCUCUGUUCUACUUGGGUCUGUCCAUGGUGGGACAGUUGGGGAAAUUAACCAGAUCCACAGUUGUGACACUGAUACUACUCAUCACAGCAAAACUGUUGCUGAUGCCGCUGAUUUGUAGGGAAAUGGUGGAUCUGUUGAACAACAGCAACACCAGCGCUUUGAACCACUCAAGCCUCUCCAAUUAUGCUUUUCUUUAUGGAGUGUUUCCCACUGCACCAAGUGUGGCCAUCUAUGCCAUCUAUUAUAAUGCAGAGCUAGAAGUUGUAACCUCUGGGAUGGUGAUCAGCACUUUUCUCUCGGCUCCCAUAAUGUAUGUUUCUGCGUGGUUACUUACAAUGCGUUGGAUGGAUCCUCAACUUUUGAUGAAUUCACUACAGAAUGUCAGCUUUAACAUUAGCAUAGUUACCUUGGUUGCACUGGUGUGGUCAAUUACUGUCAUGUUUUUAAGCAAGAAAUUCAAGCGGCUACCACACAUGUUUACAGCUAACCUUUUCUUGGCACAGUUGCUAACUUGUAUUGGGAUGAUCCUGUGGAACUUUGUGGUGAAAGAAGACAACUUUGUCGGGCAAGUCCUGACGUUCGCGUUAUUAUGCACCUCACUCUACAGCACCUUUGUUUGGCCAGGUUUAAUAGCACUGUCUCUCGCGCUCAUAAAAAGGUUUGAGGAUGUGAAAGUUUCACCAGCCGUGUUCGUAAUUGCUGGCUGGGGGAUUCCUGCCAUAGUAACUGCUGUGUUGCUCAUUUGUGGAGUAAAAUCAUCAGACACUAUUGACUCUGCGUUCUUUUACGGCAAACCACAGAUAAUCGGCACAACAGUCGUAGCUGCCUUCAGUAUACUACUGGGUGGGAGCUCUCUGGUGUGUCUCAGUAGAGGGAGCUGGACCCACAGUGACCAAAGCCAAGAGGGAAACUCUGCAGAGGAUCUAAUGACUGAGAUUGAACCAGACAACCAGACUCUGAUUGAGCCAAUCACCCCAUCAGGAGAUGUCAACACAGCGUGUUUCAUAUGUGACUGUCCACCACCCCAGGCCAUUCCUGACAUGAUCAACAGCACAAAUAUGAUCGACUCUCCAACCACACUCACAGGUCAAUGUGAGAAUUGCUGCGAGUCCUCAGACUGCCUGCUUGUCCAAGCAGAGGAGCGCAAACAGGUUGCAGAUAGACAAGAGGGCCGUCAUAUGCUCUUAUGCCUGCUUCUGACUGUCAGCUUGCUCGCUAACCUGUCCAGCUGCUUGUGGUUGCUCUUGGAUAACGUUCCUGGACGACUCUACUUGGAGCUGCAGUUCUUUUGUGCUGUGGCCAACUAUGGACAGGGUUUUCUCUCCUUUGCUCUGUUUGGGCUGGACAAACAUUUGAUUAUACUGCCAUUUAAGAAGAGGUUAUACAGUCUGUGGUGUAGAAAGAAGCAAGAAGAACAGCCGCAGAGUGAUUUACCUGAGGAAAUCAGGAUGACCUGCACCCAGUUCACCAAAUACCACAAGGACCAGUGUUUUCAAGACAUUGUCAAGAGGAGAAGGUGUGGGAAAAGGACUGCGGUGGACAGUUUUCUUGGCUGUGAACUUGUGCAGUGGCUCCAGCAGGUGGGUUUGGCUCAGGACCUCGGUGAGGCGGUGCUCUAUGGGACGCGGCUCCAGCAGGGCGGCGUGCUGCAGCACAUCAUGCAGGAACAUGGCUUCCAAGACAAUCGCCUUUAUUACCGCUUCAUGUCAUAAGACACAAGGGUCAAAGUCCACUUUUCUGAUUUUUUAACAAAUAUAAAGGGCAUUUGAAUAUAGAUAAAAAUGACAUCAAUACAACUUUAGGAUCAUCGCUGGCAUUUACGAAAAACACCUGCACCCAGACUGAACACUUUCAAACCUAUCGUGUUGAGUUGCAACAGUCAAUCGGGACAGGAACAGGAGCUGUCAGAUGAUCGUACAUGUACAGUGUACCCUGUUUAGCCUUUUUAACAUGUUAAAACCUUAAAGGGGAGUACCUGAAAUGGCAGUUUUAAUCUCUCAAUGGUUCGAAAAUGUACUACACAGCUAUUUAGUGCUGUAGAUUAGAAUUUAGUCAGGAAGUCAGUCUUGAAAUUCAAAGUGACGUCUACAACAGACGGUAAUCGUUUUGCCAUUUUCCCUGCUAGUUUAUUUACAGAUCAAAUAUUCUGCGUUCCUUGUGCUGUUUGACCCAGUUGUAUUGAUGUCACGGCAUCCGUUAAUCUGCAAUAAAGCUGGUGAAUAUAAUAUUAGCAUAGCUGAAUAGGACUGAUGGCCAAAAAUAACAGCCAUUCUCAAAGGGUGAGGCAAGACUUUGCUGCUUUUUGUAGGUAUUUUAAUUUCAAUAUAUGAUUUUAGUUUUAUUUUAUUUUGUGUCAAUUGGGGUGCGACAAUGCACAAAAAGAUCUCUUAUAAAGCUAAUUAUUGGUGCAGGCAAAAAUACCACUCUUCUGCUGAAUGUAUUGUUUUCUCUACUGGGAAACUUCAGAGUGUAUUAUCACUCUUCAACCAAAGCACCUUCCAAAACUAAAAGGGAAGCUGUGGUUAAAUCUGCAUCCAUUUAUUGUUUGUUUGUAGUCCGUCUUAUUCAUGAUUAACUGGUAAUAUUGCAAGAAGCAAGCGUAUUGUAGCUUUGACAGCCUGCAGUUUGACAUGACUUUGCACUGAUGUAGAAUAGUGGUGACACUGUUAACCAGGGCUAUGGCAGUGGUAUCCCAAUACACAAUUUCAACAAUAUGCCAUCAAAAGCAAACUGCCUCUUAAAAACAUGUAUAGUUAUUAUUAAUAAUAAAUGAUACCUGUAUAAAUGAGGGUCAGAACUUGACGUUGAUGCAUUAUGUUUUCUUGAAAGUUGACAAGUUGGGGAAAUACGAGCUGCUGUAACUCAGAUUUUUCUCUCAGGUAUAUAGUAAUAUAAGUAGAAGACUAACUGCUUAAUUACAUUUUUUUGUAAUUAAGUGCAAAGGUUUGUGUUUAUUAUUACCUCAGUUCAUGUUGAGAAAACUGGUGUCAUUUUAAUAAAAAUACAGUGGCUGCAUAUUUAUGUAUGGAUUGUUUUUAAAAUAUGUGAUUAACAAAAUCUCAAAUCA